AUGUGCGGGGCCGCCGUGCUGCUGCUGCUGGCGGCGGCGGCGGCGGCGGGGCCGGGGCCGGGGGGCGGCGGCGGCGGGGAGGAGGCGAUCCAGUGCCCGCCGUGCUCGGAGGAGCGGCUGGCCCGCUGCAAGACCCCGCAGGGCUGCUCCGAGCUGGUGCGGGAACCGGGCUGCGGCUGCUGCGCGACCUGCGCGCUCGGCCGGGGCACCGCCUGCGGGGUGUACACGGCGCGCUGCGGGGCCGGGCUGCGCUGCUAUCCGCCUCGCGGGGUGCCCCGACCGCUGCACACCCUCAUGCACGGGCAGGGCGUCUGCACCGACCUGGCCGACGUCGAGGCCAUCCAGGAGAGCCUGCAGCCGCCAGAGAAGGAGGAGAUCGAGCACCCCAAUAACAGCUUCAGCCCCUGCAGCAUCCACGACCGCAAGUGCCUGCAGAAGCAGCAGGCGAAGCGCGUCAACAACGGCAAUAAGAUGCGCAGCAGCGGGAGCCCACAUCACCGCGAGGAGACCCGGCCCAUUGCCCAGGGCUCGUGUCAGAGCGAGCUGCACCGUGCACUGGAGCGACUGGCGGCCUCACAGACACGGACACACGAGGAUCUCUACGUCAUCCCCAUCCCCAACUGCGACCGCAAUGGCAACUUUCACCCCAAGCAGUGUCACCCGGCGCUGGACGGGCAGCGGGGCAAGUGCUGGUGCGUGGACCGCAAGACGGGGGUGAAGCUGCCGGGCUUCCUGGAGCUGAAGGGGGACUUGGAUUGCCACCAGCCAGCAGACAGCAUGUGAGCGUGAGCGCGGCCGGGCCGCCCGCCGGGGCCAUGGAGGAGAGGGGACACAUCUGCCGAGCAGCUCCUGGCGCCCGUGGACCCCAGCGUGCCCCCCAUCACUGCUCUGCUCUGCCCACGGUGCAGCACCGUGCCGCCCCAGUGCUGUGACCGCCACCCAGCAGCCGCUGGUGGCAUCCCUGUCCCGCACAGACCCCGGACAGACGGACACUGCUGGGUGUCAGCAGGGCUGCUUUCAGGCUGUUUCGGUGGAGAUGCAUAAAGGAGAAAGCAGCGCUGCGCCCCUCCCUGCCUGCAGCCCCCCGCCGCAGUGCCUUCCCUGCGCCCCCCUGAGCGCGCAGCACAAGAAGUGCCUCAGCCCCCCGGUGUGGGCAGGGAGGGGAUGGGAGGGGAUGGACCCCCAGCUGCCACCUGCCUUUGUGUGCGUGGGGUGGGGGUCGCAAUGAGCAAUAAGGACCUUCACCCCGGGGUGGGGCAGCAAGGGCAUCAGAGCCCGGCUCGCGGUCGCUGCCCUCUCGUCUUCAGAUGGGGUGCAAACAGGACGGGUUUCCAUGUCCUGCGGGUGUGAAAUGGCAGCAGGUGUGGGGCUGAGCGCGGGGUGGGUCCUGCAGGGUCAGCGCUGCGCACCGCCGCUCCUGCUGUGCUGCUGCAGUUACACACUGCCCUGCACCAGCAUAAGGCCCCCCACCUCCCCGCCGUGACCCCACUGUGACCCCGCCAUGACCCUGCCGUGACCCCACCGUGACCCUGCCGUCUCUUUUCUGCACUGAUGCGAUCGUAGUUCCCUAUCGGACGACCCCAUCGCUCAGGCUCUGUGUAGCACCAUCCUUCCUUUUACAGUAAACUUGAAGCUUUGUAUUGUUAAAAGAAAAUAAGAAAAGAAAAAGCUGUUGCUGC
Molecule: messenger RNA, 1679 nt
Organism: Tympanuchus pallidicinctus (lesser prairie-chicken)
Lineage: Eukaryota; Metazoa; Chordata; Aves; Galliformes; Phasianidae
Gene: IGFBP4
Product: insulin like growth factor binding protein 4
Exons: 4
Coding region: 1-783 (260 amino acids)
Biological process (GO): regulation of insulin-like growth factor receptor signaling pathway
Cellular component (GO): extracellular region
Molecular function (GO): insulin-like growth factor II binding; insulin-like growth factor I binding
Source: RefSeq, a predicted model, not a curated record